Molecule: messenger RNA, 605 nt
Organism: Rubroshorea leprosula
Lineage: Eukaryota; Viridiplantae; Streptophyta; Magnoliopsida; Malvales; Dipterocarpaceae
Source: the annotation of a GenBank genome assembly
AUUUUGAUGCCAGGGGAAGAAGCAUGUUACUUUGGGGCACAUCGCGUUUGACCUUGAUGAAAAAGGAGAUUGAGGGUAAUGAAUUAUCAUAUUCUAGAAGUGGUUCACAUGAUCUUUGGCCUAGUACAUCCAACUAUGUUCUCCAAGUUGUGUCAUCAAAAAAUUCAGAGUCACCUCUGGUGUAUCUUUACUUUUUGGAUUCUUGUGGUGGUACGUACCCUGAAGUUAUAUCAAGUGCACAAGUAGAAUGGUUCCAGCAUCAAUCGGCAGAGAUCAAUCCCGACUCAAGUGUGCCUGAGCUAAUCUUCUGGCAUAUACCAAGUAAAGCUUAUGAGGAGGUGGCUCCAAAGUCUGGAAUAGACAAGCCUUGUGUGGGUUCAAUUAACAAAGAGAGUGUUGCUGCUCAAGAUGCAGAAUUAGGUAUCAUGAAAAUCCUUGAAGCAAGGCCUUCAGUCAAGGUAAGUUCAUAAAUAAAUACGCUUAAUAGGCCAAAAACGUAUAUUAUUUUGCUUCAUAGAUACGGCCUUGAUUUAGUUAUAUAUGUUCAAAUUAGGACAUGAUCACAUUUUUUUUUUUGAUCAGCCAAAGAAAAAGGAAUUUAAUUU